This is a messenger RNA of Nipponia nippon (crested ibis), 780 nucleotides long. RefSeq lists its product as uncharacterized. NCBI's taxonomy places the organism in Eukaryota, Metazoa, Chordata, Aves, Pelecaniformes, Threskiornithidae. The record is from RefSeq and is a predicted model, not a curated record.
AUGUCGUGCUACAUACAGCAGUGCCUCCCUCCAGUCUACCAGGAACCCAUCCCCAUCAAGUGCCCGCCGAUGUACACUGCCAGACACCCACCAGUGUCUACCUGGCACUCGACACUGUGCAUCCCACAGCAUGUGACCCCCUGCAUCCCCCGGCAGCGGAUCAUGUCCUCCAGCUUCUCCCAACAGCAGUGUGUGACCAAGUGCAUGCCACAGCAGCAGUAUGCAACCAAGUGUGUGCCGCAGCAGCAGUGUGUGACCCAGCACAUCCUACAGCAGCCAUGUGUAACUCGAUGUGUGACAACUUGCGUGCCGCAGCAGCAGUGUGCGACCAAGGGUGUGUCGCAGCAGCCUUGUGUGACCAAGUGUAUGCCGCAGCAGCAGUGUGCGACCAAGUGCGUGACCGCCUACGCCCCCCAGCAGCAGUGUGCGACCAAGUGCAUCCCGCAGCAGCAGAGUGCGACCAGGUGCGUGACCACGUGUGUGCCACAGCAGCCAUACCUGACCAAGGGCAUCCCACAGCAGCAGUGUGCGACCAAGUGCAUCCCGCAGCAGUGUGUGACCACGUACACCCCUCAGCAGCAGUGUGCGACCAGGUGUGUCACCACGUGUGUCCCCCAGCAGCGUGCAACCAAGUGUGUCUCGCACAAGUUUGUGACCUCCUGUGCCCCGCAGCAGUGUGCCACCCCGUACAUCCCGCAGCAAUGUGCGACCAGGUGUGUGACCAAGUGUGUCCCGCAGCAGUGUGCCACCAACUGUGCUACCAUUUUACUUCCCCUGUAG